Messenger RNA from Cynoglossus semilaevis (tongue sole), 4014 nucleotides. RefSeq names its product solute carrier family 12 member 1 (gene slc12a1). The transcript has 26 exons. NCBI's taxonomy places the organism in Eukaryota, Metazoa, Chordata, Actinopteri, Pleuronectiformes, Cynoglossidae. Gene Ontology annotation, molecular function: sodium:potassium:chloride symporter activity. Gene Ontology annotation, biological process: sodium ion homeostasis; potassium ion import across plasma membrane; potassium ion homeostasis. Bases 187 to 3291 code for a protein of 1034 amino acids. The record is from RefSeq and is a predicted model, not a curated record. Gene Ontology annotation, cellular component: apical plasma membrane.
CUCCUGAGUGGAGCAGAGUUUAAACCAGUGACAGGAGGAGACGUCUGUGAACAUCACACAUCAGGCUCCACAGUCAGGACACAAGGAUAAACAAACUAGUCCAUGUUUUUGUGAGAGGCCGUCGGGUUGCUGUAGAAGUUGUUGUUGUUGAAUGUUUGAAUCCGACCGGUUCUGUCAACUGCCCCCAUGGAGAGGUUGAAGUCAAACGGAGGGGAACACGUUAACCCCGCUUAUGAUGCCACCCUGGACGAACCUUCGUAUCAAAACGAACACCGGACGGUCAGACCCUCAGUGGUCAGCGCCUUCGGUCAUGACACUUUGGAUCGAGUGCCCAACAUUGAUUUCUAUCGCAAUGAAGGCACGCUGAGCGGUCACCGCGCCGUGAGGCCGUCCCUGCAGGAGAUCCACGAUGUGUUCCAGAAGAAUGGAGCGAUAUCGGUGCCAGACACUGUGGAGGACGAUGACGAGGGCAGUGAGGGGGCACCCUCGGAGGAUAUGGAGUCAGCCCCUCCCCCCAAAAAAAAGGCGUCAGAAGCAGUAAAGUUCGGGUGGAUACGAGGUGUCCUGGUCAGAUGCAUGCUGAACAUCUGGGGGGUCAUGUUGUUCAUCCGCCUGUCCUGGGUGUUCGGUCAGGCGGGCUGGGGUCUGGGGAUCGUGGUCAUUCUUCUCAGCUGUGUGGUCACCACCAUCACUGGUCUUUCCAUGUCGGCCAUCUGUACCAAUGGUGUGGUCCGAGGAGGGGGGGCCUACUACCUGAUAUCCCGCAGUCUGGGCCCUGAGUUUGGAGGUUCCAUUGGUCUCAUUUUUGCCUUUGCCAACGCCGUGGCCGUGGCCAUGUACGUGGUUGGCUUCGCUGAGACUGUGAUUGAGCUGCUGAAGGAGAAUAACGCCAUCAUGGUGGACGAACUAAACGACAUCCGUAUCGUUGGCUGCAUCACCGUGGUGCUGCUGUUGGGAAUUUCAGUGGCAGGAAUGGAAUGGGAAGCCAAGGCACAGCUCGUCCUACUGGUCAUCCUGUUGGCUGCCAUCGUAAAUGUCUUUGUGGGAACUGUCAUUCCCGCAACCGAGAAGAAGCAAUCCGAAGGCUUCUUCAACUAUAACUCAAAAAUAUUCCUAGAGAAUUUCACCCCGGACUUCAGAGGAACGGAGUCGUUCUUUUCUGUCUUUUCCAUCUUCUUCCCUGCGGCCACUGGGAUCUUGGCUGGAGCCAACAUUUCUGGCGACUUGCGGGAUCCCCAAAAGGCCAUACCACAGGGAACCCUGCUGGCCAUCCUAAUCACCGGGAUCACCUACCUCGGUGUCGCCCUCUGUGUUUCUGCUACAGUCGUCCGUGACGCUACAGGAAACGUCUUGGACCGCCUUAACGAGACAACGUGUAAUGCAUCAGUGGCCUGUGACCUGGGCUGGAAUUUCACUUCCUGCGCAACGGAAACCUGCAAAUUUGGACUGAUGAACAACUUCCAGGUGAUGACCAUGGUGUCUGGGUUCGGCCCCCUCAUCAUUGCUGGGACUUUCUCAGCUACACUUUCCUCAGCCCUGGCCUCCCUCGUCAGCGCCCCCAAAGUCUUCCAGGCUCUGUGCAAGGACAACAUCUACAAGGCCCUCCACUUCUUCGCCAAAGGGUAUGGUAAAAACGAUGAACCGAUCCGUGGCUACAUCCUCACUUUCAUCAUUUCCGUGGCGUUCAUCCUCGUGGGUAACCUCAACACCAUCGCUCCCAUCAUUUCAAACUUCUUCCUGGCAUCGUACGCCCUCAUCAACUUCUCCUGCUUUCACGCAUCGUACGCCAAGUCUCCAGGCUGGAGACCUGCAUACAAAUUCUACAACAUGUGGCUGUCUCUGAUUGGUGCCAUUCUCUGCUGCGUGGUGAUGUUUGUUAUCAACUGGUGGGCCGCUCUCAUCACGUACGGCAUUGAAAUCCUCCUCUACAUUUAUGUCACUGUCAAGAAACCAGACGUGAACUGGGGUUCAUCCAAACAGGCUGUGACAUUCGUGAGCGCGGUGAGCAACGCUCUUUCUCUGACUGGUAUCGAGGAUCACGUCAAGAAUUUCAGACCUCAGAUCUUAGCGAUGACAGGUUCGCCCAAGAUCAGACCAGCUCUGCUGGACUUGGCUCACUCCCUGUCCAAAGACUUCGGUCUCUGCAUCACCUGUGAAGUCUUUGUGGGACCACGAUCAGAGGCCCUGGAGGACCUGAACUCCGGCAUGGAAAAGAACCAACUGUGGCUGAGGAAGAGCAAACGCAAGGCAUUUUACGCAGCUGUGGCCUGUGAUGAAUUCAGAGACGGAACGGAGAGUCUUCUGCAGGCUUCUGGUGUGGGCCGCAUGAAGCCCAAUAUUUUUAUGAUGGGCUUCAAGAAGAACUGGAGGACUGCAGGCAGAGAGUCCAUGCAGACCUAUGUGGGAAUACUGCAUGACGCGUUCGACUUUGAAUAUGGAACGGUGAUCCUGAGGGUCAGCGAAGGACUGGACGUGUCGCACAUCGUUGAAGCUGAAGAGGAGAUGCUGAAGGCCGCCAAGGAGCAGGAGGCCAUGGAGAGUGAAAUGAUGGCCAACGGAGGAAGAAGCAGAGGGAUCUUCAGGAAGUCCAGGAAGUCUUCUCAACAAGUUCUCGCCACCAGAGUGUCAGUGUGUGCCCCCCCGCCCCCGCAGGUCGUUAAGAGGAACGAGCAGCUUUUGGAGGCCAGCGCUCACUUCAAGAAGAAACAGCCUAAAGGCACCAUCGAUGUGUGGUGGCUGUUCGACGACGGAGGUCUGACUCUGCUGUUGCCCUACAUCCUCAGCACCAGGAAGAAGUGGAAAGACUGUAAACUGCGGAUCUUCAUUGCAGGGCAGCCUGAGCGCAGUGACCUGGACAAACAGGAGAUGGAGUCUUUGUUGCAGAAGUUCAGAAUAAACUGUACCGACGUGGUAGUAAUCGACGACAUCCACGUCAAACCCCGCCCCGACAGCCUGAAGCAGCUGGACGACAUGAUCGAGCCUUUCCGUCUACACGAAGGAUCCAAGGACAUGGCUGAGGCCGAGGCCAUGCAGAAGGACAGUCCCUGGAAAAUCACCGAUGAAGAACUGAUCAGCUUUGAGGAGAAGACUCAGCUCCAAGUACGACUCAAUGAGCUGCUGCAGGAACACUCCAAAUACGCCAACCUGGUUAUAGUGAGCAUGCCCAUCGCCCGUAAAGAGUCCGUGUCCGACUACCUCUACAUGGCGUGGCUGGACAUUCUCACCAGAAACCUCCCACCAACUCUGCUCAUCAGAGGGAACCACAAGAGCGUGCUCACCUUCUACUCCUAAGUGUCUAACGGCAGUGUUCUCCGAGGUUACCAGAUGGGCCAGAAUAGCAGUAACAUAAAACUGAUUUAUCUUCCGUACCCUGGAGAACGUCAACUCAACGGCCUUCAACAACAACAGUAAAGUCAAACAGAAUGUAGCAGCGUACAGGAGAACCUGCUCAUGUUCUCAGAUGAUCAGAGAAGAACAAUAUGGACAGGACACAAGUCUAAAAGUAAACGUUUUCAGCAGGUCUACUGAAUAUUAAUGUCUCAACUUAAGGUUUUUUUCCCAGAGUUGUACUGUACUGCACUGCAAGUGUCAGAAAUCAUCACAGUAUUGUAGGAAAAUGUAUUUUGAGGCAGAGAAGCACCUGUGGUGACUGUAAAAUAAUUUUUGUAAAUAGUAGAAUUCUGAAUUAACCUGUAGAUAUUUCCAUAACAAAAAUGUCAACAUGAUUGAGGGUUUAUGAACAACUAUGUGUUAUUUCUAAUGAUUGAUGGUAAUGAGGGGUUGAGGUUUUUUUUUAAUAUUCCACUAUGUUUGUUAAAUACACUGCUGUUAUAAAGCUGUUUACUUUUACACAUUAUAUUGUUUAAAGACUGUAACUUCACCACCAGCACACUAUUUGAAAGAAAGUGAUUUUUAACCACAAGAGAUUAUAAUAUAUAUUGUAUUCCUUUGUAAUUGAACAUGUAAUGGUGUCUUCUAAAAAUAUAUAUUAAUUAAAAAAAUGUAAAAAGUCAA